This is a messenger RNA of Boleophthalmus pectinirostris (great blue-spotted mudskipper), 2577 nucleotides long. RefSeq names its product WD repeat-containing protein 49-like. Gene Ontology annotation, molecular function: protein binding. Lineage: Eukaryota; Metazoa; Chordata; Actinopteri; Gobiiformes; Gobiidae. The coding region runs from base 1 to 2577 and encodes 858 amino acids. The transcript is spliced from 17 exons. The record is from RefSeq and is a predicted model, not a curated record.
AUGGCGACGAGGAGGGAAGUGGCGCAGCUUGAGAGCAGGAUGAGCCCGGACGACUACAGGAAGCUGCAGAGCCUGUUUGUGGACUCCUCUGGUUCACCUCGCCCUUUAUCCCGCGCUGAGUUUGUAUCCGGUGCUCUGUCUCUGGUCGGCCGUGGCUCGGAAGAGGACUAUGGUUUCCUUUUUGACAGCGUGGCUCUCAGUCAGGAGCGCAGUGGACUUCUCCUGGACAUGGAGGCGCUGAAAGAGGAGGGGGUCAUAGACUGGCCCGGCCUCUGCUCUUUCCUCUUACUUCAGCUCUCGGAAAAAGCUAAACGCCUCAGCCAACGUGGUAAUGUGCCCCGCUGGAGACCCCCGCGCUCUCUACCCUCCCCACACCGGGACCCCAUCCAGAAGGUGGUGUACGUGCAGAGCUGGGGGCAGUACCUGAGCGUGAGCAGAGGGGGGACAGUGGGGCUGUGGGACAGAGACGGAGAGGACAUGUCUCUGCUUCACACGCUGCCUCUGCACAACAGCACCGUCAGACCCAGAGACCUGUGGGUCACCGGCCUGGUCCUGCUGCACAACCUGGACAAGGUAGCUGUAUCUUUCACCAGUAAAGAGUUGUGCUUCUAUGACAUGUGCUCCAAACCAGAUUUCAAAUGCAAGUAUAAGAUACAGGGUUUAAAGUUCACUCCUUGGUGCCUGGAUUACUGGGCUGACCCCUCCCUCCCGGACCAGGCGGUGCUCACAGUGGGAGACAUUGGGGGACAGGUCAGUGCUCUGUGCUUUACCUCAGCGCACAUCUCCCUGUUCGAGAGCCGCUGGGUGAGGGCAGACGAGUCAGGUGGGGCAUCAGACUUAAUCCUGUGGGAUGAGCUGGUGAGGGGAAGGCACAGCUGCUGCUACGUCGUGAGUCACCAGGCCCACCAGCCCGCGUGGGUCAGGAGAGUGAGUUUUGUGGGAUCACUGGGAGCCUUCUUGUCCAGCAGCACCAGCCCCAGCAGCAGCCUGGUGGUGGCCUGGAGGAAUGACGGCAGGAGUCUGAGCCUCACCACAUGUUACACCAAGAGAGGAGUUUGGGACAUGGAUUACCACCAACAACUCAAGCUCAUUGCCACAGCGGGAGUGGAUCAUCAGGUGCUCCUGUGGAAUCCGUACGUGACCUCCAAACCAGUGGGGGUCCUCAGUGGGCACGACGGACCUGUCACCGCCGUGUGCUUCAUGCAGAACAAGCAACAACAACUGCUCAGCUGCUCCAAGGAUAAGGUGUUGUGUCUGUGGGACCUCUCCACUCAGCAGUGUCUCUACCGUCUGACGGAGGUGUUCCCAAAGACUCCAGAGGACACCAGAGCUCUCCUGUUUCUACACGAGGAGAAACAUCUGCUCCUCCUCUGCUUCCACUGCCACCUCCUCCUGAUGCACACCCACACAGAGACAGAGAAGAGGACCAGCAGCCACCAGAGCCCCGUGACCUGUGUGCUCUACAACAGCCUCUUCAGACAGGUCGUCAGCGGCGACUCCUCUUCCUGCGUCAUCUGCUGGCUGCCUGACACGGGCCAAAAGGUCACGCAGCUCCACCGUUGUCAUGGAAACGCCCCCAUCUCCACCAUGGCGCUGGACGGGACGCAGAGCAGGCUGUUUACCGCGGGCGCCGAUGGAGAGGUCAAAGUUUGGGAUUUCACCGGUCGCUGCCUCCACAGAAUGAAUCCAGCUCAGGGUCGCCAUGUGAACAUAACACAAGUCCUGCCACUGCAGAGGAGUGUUCUGGUCUUGGGAUGGCAAAGGAGAAUUGUAAGUAUAUUGCAAGCCUCUGGGUCUCAAAAUGGCCGCCCAUUCAAGUCAACGGGCCGAGCUCAACGGCGCAUGACUCCAGAUUCGUCUUUAGCCUGGCGAGGGCCGAGUAUUUUUCGCCUGAACUCCUUCACGCAGACUGUAGUGGAGCCGUCGGAGUGGAGAGGAGAGGUCCAGCUUGGAGGGGAGGUGGUCUGCGCCGCGUUUCAGGCUCCGCAAACUCUCGUCACGGGGAGCUGUGAUGGAGAAAUAAUAGUUUGGAACAACAGCACAGAGAAAGUGUUGAGGAGACAGAUAAAUACUGAGCCAAAUGAAGACAAAACCAACGAAGCCACUUGUUUACUUUUCAUACCAGGACGACAGAACUCAUCAGCUACAGGUGGUGCAGACUUGGUGUCGUGUGGAUGUUCAGGCACAGUGAGGUUCUGCAGCACUCUCCACGGUUGUGUUUUGGGACAGUUCGAAGCCCACAGCAGUGACCUGGGACCCAUCGUAAUGACCGUGAGCCCGUGUGGGACAUACUUAGUGACCGGGGACAAGGACGGGACCGUUAAAACAUGGGACAUAAAGAAUUAUUGCCUCAGUGCCACCGAGCGAGUGACGAGUGAACUUCCUGAACUUCUGCGUACGUCCCGCCCACACCUGGACCGCGUCACUCACCUGGAGGCAUGUCUCCACGGCGACAGGCUCCUCCUCCUCUCCACGUCAUUGGACAGCAGUGUGGCUCUGAGUUACCUGCCAGGAGAGAUCAUCGGUUACUUUGGACAGGUAAAAUUACAUUACUUUCAGUGCGUUGGAAAGGCAUAA